AUGGCUCUUACCAAUGCUGCUGUGAUCGUGAUAGUGCUUGUUUGUUGCCUUUCAUCUGUUUCGCUCGCGGCGGCUAUGUUUGGUCAUUAUUCCAUUGCGCGCAAUCCCCAAUGGUCACCGUCAAUCGAUCAGCAACGAUACAUGCGGGAGCUAAGGCUUAGGAAUCUCAAAGCUCUUCUAUGGGAAAGCACGAGCAGGGCUGAUUUGAUGAUCAACGAACACGAAGGAUUUACAGCAGAUCCCGAGGCACAAUCGGUGGAAGCAACCGACUCACAAGUGUGA
Penicillium manginii is the source of this 282-nucleotide messenger RNA. RefSeq lists its product as uncharacterized. Bases 1 to 282 code for a protein of 93 amino acids. NCBI's taxonomy places the organism in Eukaryota, Fungi, Ascomycota, Eurotiomycetes, Eurotiales, Aspergillaceae. The record is from RefSeq and is a predicted model, not a curated record. The transcript is spliced from 2 exons.